Lottia gigantea (owl limpet) is the source of this 537-nucleotide messenger RNA. RefSeq lists its product as hypothetical. The annotation marks the transcript as partial. The record is from RefSeq and is a predicted model, not a curated record. Lineage: Eukaryota; Metazoa; Mollusca; Gastropoda; Lottiidae. The transcript has a single exon.
UAUAUAUAUUGUUUUACCUUGUCAUACAUAUUGUUUUACCUUGUCAUACAUAUUGUUUUACCUUGUCAUACAUAUUGUUUUACCUUGUCAUACAUGUUGUUUUACAUUGUUAUACAUAUUGUUUUACCUUGUUAUAUAUAUUGUUUUACCUUGUCAUACAUAGUGUUUUACCUUGUUAUAUAUAUUGUUUUACCUUGUCAUACAUAUUGUUUUACCUUGCCAUACAUAUUGUUUUACCUUGUCAUACAUGUUGUUUUACAUUGUCAUACAUGUUGUUUUACAUUGUCAUACAUAGUGUUUUACCUUGUUAUAUAUAUUGUUUUACCUUGUCAUACAUAUUGUUUUACCUUGUCAUACAUAUUGUUUUACCUUGUCAUACAUAUUGUUUUACCUUGUCAUACAUAUUGUUUUACCUUGUCAUAUAUAUUGUUUUACCUUGUCAUACAUAUUGUUUUACCUUGUCAUAUAUAUUGUUUUACCUUGUCAUACAUAUUGUUUUACCUUGUCAUACAUAUUGUUUUAUCUUGUCAUAUAUAG